Messenger RNA from Wickerhamiella sorbophila, 2169 nucleotides. Its product is annotated as ATPase family gene 2 protein. Gene Ontology annotation, cellular component: cytoplasm. Bases 1 to 2169 code for a protein of 722 amino acids. Gene Ontology annotation, molecular function: ATP binding; ATP hydrolysis activity. Lineage: Eukaryota; Fungi; Ascomycota; Dipodascomycetes; Dipodascales; Trichomonascaceae. The transcript has a single exon. The record is from RefSeq and is a predicted model, not a curated record.
AUGUCGAAGAGCGCUUCUUCAGGGGGCACAAAGAAGUUCUCUGUCAAACCUAAACCGCCGCCUUCGCCGACCGUACAGGAGCUUAUUGUCCGACCAUCGAAUACUGGGGCACAAAAUGGUGGCAAAAUCUAUUUAGAUUUAGAAACGAUUCGUGCGCUGGGGCUCGAGGCCGGAGCCUGUGCUUCUGUCGGAAGAUCUGUCUUCGUGACAGGGACGAUCACCCCGACGUCGUGUGAUCUUGAUGUCGUAGAGAUCCCGCAGGAGCUUCGACGGCUUUCGGGGCUCGUUGCCGGAGACAGAGUCACUGUCAAGCCAGCCCCUCGCCCUGAUCCCGCCGGAACCGUUUUUGUGUUUGCUGAAACGCCCAAAGAAAAGGUAGCGAAACUCUUGAAAUCAGUGGGAAUUGUUCAGACUGGUUUGGUUAUAGACGGAAUUGAAAUCGUUGGUGCCGUAAAGGAGAAGACGGUUGACGAUAUACAGUCCCUCGCGCUUUCGUCAACAAAAAACUUGCCCCUUACCAUCACAGAUUCGACAAAGAUUGUUAAAGUCGACAACGGCUUACCCAAGUCAUCAAAGUACGUCGGAUACAGCUCCAUUGGUGGCCUUAAGGAAGAGCUGAAGUUGCUCCGUUCCAAAAUCGAGCUGCCGCUUAACCGACCAGAGCUUUUUGAAAGGUUCCAAACACCACCUGAGCGGGGGUUCUUAUUGUAUGGACCUCCAGGUACAGGUAAAACCUUGCUUCUCAAAGCGAUUGCCAACGAGACAGACAACCAUAUCUUGCGAGUGAACGGCCCCGCUAUCUAUUCAAAAUAUCUUGGCGAGACCGAAUCGGCGCUACGGAGUAUUUUUGAUGAGGCAGAGAGGUUCGCUCCAGCCAUUGUUUUCAUUGAUGAAAUCGAUGCGCUAGCCCCUAAACGUGACAGCGACGAGUCGGGCGAAACUGAAAGCCGAGUGGUAGCUACCUUGUUGACAUUAAUGGACGGUAUGAAUGCUGGAGGAAGAGUGGUGAUUGUUGGUGCUACUAACCGGCCAAAUAAUAUAGACCCUGCUCUGCGGAGGCCAGGAAGGUUUGGCCAGGAAAUCGAGGUUGGCAUCCCGAGUGCACAAGCGAGGCAAGAAAUCUUGCAAAUACUCUUGUCGGCGAUACCACAUCAUCUGACUCCCCUAGAUAUCGAACAGAUUGCCAGUAAAACGCAUGGAUACGUGGGGGCAGAUUUACAGGCUUUAAGUAACGAUGCUGUUAUGUGUGCCAUCCAAGGCGGUCUUCAGGCUAACAAGGCCAUAGACGAUAUGUUUCUUGAGCGAGAUGAUGUUGAGAAAGCUUUGGUACAUAUAAGGCCCUCUGCUAUGCGCGAAGUUUUUUUGGAGACUCCCAAAGUAUUCUGGUCUGAUAUUGGCGGCCAAGCAGAUAUUAUAAGAAGACUCAAAGAAGCUGUUGAGUGGCCGUUGACACAAAAGGAAUCUUUUGAGAGACUGGGUAUUGUACCACCUCGAGGAGUUCUCUUGUAUGGACCACCCGGAUGCUCUAAAACCUUACUCGCAAAGGCUCUAGCUACUGAGACUGGACUCAAUUUCCUGGCUGUAAAAGGACCAGAGCUUUUUAAUAAGUUCGUGGGGGAAUCCGAACGAGCCGUGCGCGAGAUUUUCCGGAAAGCAAGAGCUGCGGCUCCGAGUAUUAUUUUCUUUGAUGAGAUAGAUGCCUUGACCACGGCAAGAGGCGAGUCUGAGGCGGGCGGGGACCGGGUUUUGACCUCUUUACUGAACGAAAUGGAUGGAAUUGAGAGUUUGAAUGGGGUAGUGAUUUUGGCUGCCACCAACCGCCCGGACGUCAUUGACUCCGCGUUAAUGCGCCCAGGUAGAUUGGAUCGCUUAGUCUAUGUGCGACCCCCAGAUAGGGAUGCACGCCGGCAAAUACUGCUGAUACAAUUCGCAAAGAUGGCUCUGGAUGACUCUGUGAAUCUGGAGGAGCUUGCGGAUGCCACAGAGGGCUGCUCGGGAGCAGAAGUCGUUAGCAUUUGCCAGGAGGCUGGUAUACUUGCAAUGAACGAAUCCGUUGAUAUUGCUGCAAUCCGUCGCGAUCAUUUCUUGGCUGCGUUGAGUGGUCUUCGCAAAAAUAUUACCGCCAGCAUGCUCGAAUAUUUCGAAAAUUUUGACACUGGCAGGCUUUGA